AUGAAGAAGUUCUACACGGCCUCAAAAUCCACCUUCGAGGUUGGCGGGCGGGAGUUUCCUCGUAUAUCAUGGUGGAAGGAGCCAGGAAUGAGAGGCUUAUACGUCGCCUUGAUGUUUGCAGUCCUCACUUCCGCCACCAAUGGUUAUGAUGGAUCCAUGAUGAACGGCCUCCAGGCUUUGCCACAAUGGACAGAGUCUUUCAAUGAUCCCAGUGCUGGUACUCGAGGACUGCUGAAUGCCAUUAUGUCUGUCGGCUCGAUAGUCGCUCUCCCGGUCACUCCUUAUAUUGCCGAUAUUUUAGGUCGGCGUGCCGGAGUGGUUAUUGGUUGUCUCAUUAUGAUCGUCGGUGUGAUUUUACAGUCUAUUGGAUACAACAUCCAAAUGUUUAUUGCCGCAAGAUUCUUAAUCGGUUUCGGUGUUGCCAUCGCCCACGGCGCGGCGCCUUUGCUCAUUACAGAGCUUGUCCACCCUCAACAUCGUGCUAUCUUCACCACCGUCUACAAUAGUACCUGGUAUUUCGGUAGCAUCGUGGCUGCUUGGCUGACCUACGGCACCUUCCAAAUCCAGUCCUCUUGGGCAUGGAGAAUUCCAUCCAUGGUUCAGGCCGCUCCCUCUGUUAUUCAAUUGAUUGCUAUCUGGCUUGUUCCAGAAUCCCCACGUUUUCUCAUCGCUAAGGGCAAAAGCGAGAAGGCUCUAAAAAUUCUUGCCAACUGCCACGCCAGAGGGAACGUCGAUGAUGAGCUCGUCCAAAUCGAAUUCCGAGAGAUUCACGAAACGAUCAAACUCGAACAAGAGUUUGAGAGUAAUGGAUGGCCAGAACUCUUCAAAACUCCUGGAAAUCGCCGCCGCCUUAUCAUCCUCGUCAGCCUUGGGUUCUUUUCCCAGUGGUCAGGUAACGGACUCGUCUCGUACUACAUGAGCGAUGUUCUCGAGAGGGCGGGUGUAUUAGAUCAGAAACUCCGAUUGGAAAUCAACGGUAUCCUUAACAUCAUCAACUUCGUCACCGCCCUCACAAUGUGCUUCUUCAUUGAUAAAUUUGGACGUCGUCCUUUGUUUUUGUUCGCCACAGGAGGAAUGCUCGGCUCGUUCUGCGCCUGGACUGUCUGCGCCGCUCAGUUCGUCAAGACGGGCGUUACUUCUGCUGGUUAUGCCGAGAUCUUUUUUAUCUUUUUGUACUACGUUUUCUACAAUUCUGCCUGGUCUGGACUUCUUGUCGGAUACGCUGUUGAGAUCUUGCCAUACAGAUUGCGUGCCAAGGGUCUUACAGUCAUGUUCUUGGCCGUCGAUCUUGCGCUCUUCUUCAAUACCUACGUCAAUCCCGUUGCUCUUGACCACCUUGACUGGAAGUAUUACAUCGUCUACGACUGCUGGUUGUUCGUCGAGCUUUGUGUCGUGUACUUCUUCUACAUCGAGACCAGCAACACGCCCCUCGAGGAAAUUGUCAAGUAUUUCGAUGGCGAGACUGCCGUCUUGGGUGGAGAUAUGGCUACGGAAAAGUCUCGCCAGUUUUUGGUCGAGGAUGGUACGAAUACUCAGAAAGUUGUUCCUGGGACGGAGGCACAUGGGGUCUCGCCAAGUCCAGAGAUCCCGUCUAGCCAUGGGGAGAAGACUGCGAUAUAA
This is a messenger RNA of Venustampulla echinocandica, 1620 nucleotides long. Its product is annotated as MFS general substrate transporter. Gene Ontology annotation, cellular component: membrane. Gene Ontology annotation, biological process: carbohydrate transport; transmembrane transport. NCBI's taxonomy places the organism in Eukaryota, Fungi, Ascomycota, Leotiomycetes, Helotiales, Pleuroascaceae. Gene Ontology annotation, molecular function: carbohydrate:proton symporter activity. The coding region runs from base 1 to 1620 and encodes 539 amino acids. The record is from RefSeq and is a predicted model, not a curated record. The transcript is spliced from 4 exons.